AUGUGCCAUCGAGUGACGGCGGCACCUCCAGCGGAGACGCACAGGACUUGCAGCAGCCAAGUGCACUGCAUGUGUCACCAAGCGAUGGCGGCACCUCCAGCGGAGAUGCACAGGGCUUGCAGCAGCCAAGUGCACUGCGUGUGUCACCAAGCGACGGCGGCACCUCCAGCGGAGACGCACAGGGCUUGCAGCAGCCAAGCACACUGCAUGUGCCACCGAGCGACGGCGGCACCUCCAGCAGAGACGCACAGGGCUUGCAGCAGCCAAGUGCACUGCGUGUGUCACCAAGCGACGGCGGCACCUCCAGCGGAGAUGCACAGGGCUUGCAGCAGCCAAGUGCACUGCGUGUGUCACCAAGCGACGGCGGCACCUCCAGCGGAGACGCACAGGGCUUGCAGCAGCCAAGCACACUGCAUGUGCCACCGAGCGACGGCGGCACCUCCAGCAGAGACGCACAGGGCUUGCAGCAGCCAAGUGCACUGCGUGUGUCACCAAGCGACGGCGGCACCUCCAGCGGAGAUGCACAGGGCUUGCAGCAGCCAAGUGCACUGCGUGUGUCACCAAGCGACGGCGGCACCUCCAGCGGAGACGCACAGGGCUUGCAGCAGCCAAGCACACUGCAUGUGCCACCGAGCGACGGCGGCACCUCCAGCAGAGACGCACAGGGCUUGCAGCAGCCAAGUGCACUGCGUGUGUCACCAAGCGACGGCGGCACCUCCAGCGGAGAUGCACAGGGCUUGCAGCAGCCAAGUGCACAGCGUGUGUCACCAAGCGACGGCGGCACCUCCAGCGGAAACGCACAGGGCUUGCAGCAGCCAAGCGCACUGCGCGUGUCACCAAGCGACGGCGGCACCUCCAGCGGAGACGCACAGACUUGUCACUCUUGUAUUGUUUGGUUAUUCUACAAAACCUCCGAAUUCCUUGCAGGGCUUGCAGCAGCCAAGUGCACUGCGUGUGUCACCCAGCGACGGCGGCACCUCCUGUGGAGACGCACAGGGCUUGCAGCAGCCAAGCGCACUGCGCGUGUCACCCAGCGACGGUGGCACCUCCAGCGGGGACGCACAGGGCUUGCAGCAGCCAAGCGCACUGCGCGUGUCACCGAGCGACGGCGGCACCUCCAGCGGAGACGCACAGGGCUUGCAGCAGCCAAGCGCACUGCGUGUGUCACCCAGCGACGGCGGCACCUCCUGUGGAGACGCACAGGGCUUGCAGCAGCUAAGCGCACUGCGCGUGUCACCCAGCGACGGCGGCACCUCCAGCGGGGACGCACAGGGGUGGUUUUAG
Molecule: messenger RNA, 1284 nt
Organism: Ixodes scapularis (black-legged tick)
Lineage: Eukaryota; Metazoa; Arthropoda; Arachnida; Ixodida; Ixodidae
Product: ice-structuring glycoprotein-like
Exons: 19
Coding region: 1-1284 (427 amino acids)
Source: RefSeq, a predicted model, not a curated record